AUGGGAGGCUUUGAGGGCCAUCUGUAUCCAGGGCUGUCUCUCUUCUUCUAUGGACUUUACCAUGCACGACUGGUCUCCAGGGCCUUGAUAUGCAAUGCCCCUGUCCAGUACCCUCCACGCCAUCCCUGGAACAAAGGAAGAUGGGCAAGGCUACGGCAAAUAUGCUAUGUGGGGUUGCUGAAGAUACUGAGCGCCUGCAUUUUAGUAGCCCAAGAGUUGCAUAGCAUUCCUACACAGUUUGUACUUAUCAGCAAGAUAUAUCAUCAGAGAAACUUUAUGUACCGCAAACAGUGGCAGCAUCUCACUUUCUACAUGACCAUCUUCCUGAGUGGGUGUGUAGACGUGGUGAGCCAGAACCUGCUGCCCCAGAGGUGUGCUGCUCUCGAGCAAAGUGUCCAAGCCCUGGGCGUGUUCAUCUCUCUGCCCCUGAUGGUGUCUCACAUGCAGGACACAGAAGGAGUGGAGCUGCAGUCUCACAUGCUGCUCACCCAGGCCAUGUUCCUGCUGAUGCUGGUGGUGAUCGCAGAGCUGUGGGCUCCCAAUGUGCCGUUGGUCUGGAUGAUGAAGGCCUUUUUGUAUACGAUCACAGGCUCUUGGCUGAUGCAGAUGGGGUUUAUGCUGUACAAACCCAUCUCUGGCUAUAAAUGGAUGGAUGACGAUGAAAAUGACAUUGCGUUUGUCACCACCUUCUUCUGCUGGCAUGUGGUCUUCAGUGCCAUUUUGAUGAUCUGGAUCUACAGCUUCUCCUUUUUGUGGUAUUGUUACAUUUUUGUUAAUGGCUGA
This is a messenger RNA of Propithecus coquereli (Coquerel's sifaka), 783 nucleotides long. Its product is annotated as transmembrane epididymal protein 1-like. NCBI's taxonomy places the organism in Eukaryota, Metazoa, Chordata, Mammalia, Primates, Indriidae. The transcript has a single exon. The record is from RefSeq and is a predicted model, not a curated record. The coding region runs from base 1 to 783 and encodes 260 amino acids.